Messenger RNA from Conger conger (European conger), 2788 nucleotides. RefSeq names its product solute carrier family 10 member 4 (gene slc10a4). The transcript has 3 exons. Bases 218 to 1498 code for a protein of 426 amino acids. The record is from RefSeq and is a predicted model, not a curated record. Gene Ontology annotation, biological process: bile acid and bile salt transport. Gene Ontology annotation, cellular component: membrane. Gene Ontology annotation, molecular function: bile acid:sodium symporter activity. NCBI's taxonomy places the organism in Eukaryota, Metazoa, Chordata, Actinopteri, Anguilliformes, Congridae.
CGGUGGGUCAGACCCUCUCCAGGCAGACGCGUUGACCACUUCCCUGUAUAGAUGCCAACGCUCGAGCCCGGACCCCGUCCCUCAGACCGUUGGCGACAGCGGGCGGUGACGAUGCUCCGCUAGGUGGACACCAUCUCCUCUUGCGCGCGGACCCACAGGGGGAACACACCUGAACUCCUCGAAGAGAGAGACGUUCAUCCCUCAGUAAACACGCGCCAUGGAGAACUCGAGCGCACGCGCCAUGGAGAACUCGAGCGCACUCACAAGCUUUCACUCUUUACUCAGCUUCGCGGAGAAUGACACCAGCGUCACCCCGGCUCCACAGGACCCCCGACAGGACCUGGCCAGCGCCGGAUUACGCGUCGCCACGGACUCCGUGUCUCUCAUGGCCAGCACUCUCAGGACCACGGUCGCCGGACGCUGGAACACCCCGGCCCCCGCGCAUCUGGUGGUGGCGUUCUGGGACUCCCCGCUGAGCCACGGCAUCAACGUGUUCGUGGGGAUGGUGCUGUGCUUCACCAUGCUGGGGCUCGGCUGCACGGUGGAGCUCAGCCAGCUCGGGGAGCACGUCCGCCGGCCGAUCGGUGUCCUCCUGGCGCUGGUGUGCCAGUUCGUCAUCAUGCCGCUGGUGGCCUUCCUGCUGGCACUCACGUUCUCGCUCAGCGACGUGGCGGCGAUCGCAGUGCUGCUGUGCGGCUGCUGUCCGGGGGGGAACCUGUCCAACAUCAUGUCCCUCCUGGUCAACGGAGAAAUGAACCUCAGCAUCAUAAUGACCAUCUCGUCCACGGUUCUGGCACUGGUUCUGAUGCCCCUGUGCCUGUGGCUGUACAGCCGGGCCUGGAUCAACACGCCGGUGGUGGACCUGCUGCCCUUCGGCGCGAUCAUCCUGACGCUGUGCAGCACCCUCAUCCCCAUCGGCCUCGGCGUGUACCUGCGCUACCGCUACACGCGCGCCGCCGACCUCAUCCUGAAGGUGUCCCUCUGGUCGUUGCUGGUUACCCUGGUGAUGCUGUUCCUCCUGACGGGGGCCAUGCUGGGCCCGGAGCUGCUGGCCUCUCUCCCCGCGGGGGUGUAUGCGGUGGCGGUGCUGAUGCCCCUGGCGGGGUACGCCGCGGGGUACGGCCUGGCCUCCCUGUUCGGCCUGCCGCCCAGCAGCCGCCGCUCCGUCUCCCUGGAGACGGGCUGCCAGAACGUGCAGCUGUGCACCGCCAUCCUGAAGCUGGCCUUCCCGCCACAGCUGAUCGGCGGGCUGUUCAUGUUCCCACUGCUGUACGCGCUGUUCCAGGCCGCCGAGGCCGGCGUGCUCAUCCUGCUGUACCGCGCGUACCGCCACCAGGUCCUGCGCAAGCCAGAGCUCCUGCAGGACCACCAGACCAGCGUCACCUACAACACCCUGAAAGAGGAGGAGUCAGGGUUCGACCCAGCCUACGGGUCUGUGAUGGCCAGCGACCCCACCUCCAUCGCCCUCGACCCCAAACCAAGCCCUGCUCAUGUUUAGAGAGGGACUUUUCCAUCUUCUGUGUGUCCACAUAGCCUAAGUUAUAUCGGAGUACUUCAUGAGGCAGUUUCAUAAACGACAAACAGAGCCCUGGGUAAAACGACAAACUCAGAUGUGUGUACCGCAUAUGUCAUUAUCAAAAGUGAUCCUGCGCUAUUCUGAAUCCCAGAAACACUGAAACAGUGAAAGUGGGCACUUGGUAGAUGAAAAGUACUAUUACUCCAGUGCACCAAUAAUACAGAUACAACUUUACAGCAGUGGCCCUCACUCCUGGUCCUGGAGAGUCGCAGGGUGUGGCUGGUUUUGGUUUUUGUCUUAAGCGACCAAUCCUUCUGUUUUCCGCUGGUUGAGUACAGUGAUCCGCGUACCUUCUGAACUGCGCUCAACCAGCGGAAGAUGGAGGGAUACAUGCGUGUUCAGCGGUUAUAGAUCCAACCGUCUCUCGUUUUUACAAUGUUUUUCUUGCGCGUGUAUUUCCAGUACACAUGCUACCUCGUUUAAAUAAGACAGCUUUGGAGUUACUGUAAGGUGUAUUUCUUCACUUUGAAGGAGGUAGGCUACUGACUCCUAUAGGCUUUAUGAUAAGCUAACACGUUGUGCUAACAUGGAAACCGAGCCAGUGAAUGCACAAAAAUGGAUGGGUAAGUCAGAAAAAAGGUAUAUUUCACAAAAUGUUGGUGUAUUCCUUUAAGUACUGAAUAACAACGAAAGCCAGCACAUCCUGUGGCUCUCCAGGACCUGGAAUGAGGACCCCUGCUCUACGGGACUCAUGUAACCUAGACCGGUUGUCUCACUCAUGAGCGUCUGCCAUAAUAAACCUUGGGGAAGUUAAAAGGCUUAUUAAUAGGGCAGUCCCGUCCGGUUUCACGUCAUUCGUUUUGAAAAUAAAAUACCAUCGUGGACAUGAUCAUUGGGUCCUCUGCCGAUUAUUUAUUAAUUAUCCCAAAAAUGUCCCCGCUUUGGAAGCAGAAAUAAACAGCCUAUAUUUUAAGACUGCAAAAAGACACGUAAUCACAUGACCUUACCGGAACACAUGGCGUUAGUAGCCGAUCCACAGCUUUGAUUUUUCAGUAGGUCUUCUUGCUUUCCACUUGAUCGGCGUGAUUGGGGUUGUAACUUGUUGAAAUGUAAACGUGCUUCCGCGAUUACAGCGCAGAUGAGAGUCGCUGUGUUGGGCGACAACGUGUAUGACAAAGAAAAACCUCCCAAUAAAAUGUAAAAAUGUGUAAAUGUUUCUCAUAUAUAUAUAAUCAAUUAUGAACAAAUAAAAUUGAGUUGAAAAAAUCUGAA